Messenger RNA from Coregonus sp. 'balchen', 30239 nucleotides. NCBI's taxonomy places the organism in Eukaryota, Metazoa, Chordata, Actinopteri, Salmoniformes, Salmonidae. The record is from the annotation of a GenBank genome assembly.
AUGGCCACAAAAAAGCCGGGGAACUGGCUAAAGCACACAGACCCGGCUGGGGCCAUCUUCUGUGCUCGUGUGGGGAACCUGGCAAAUAUUUUAACCCUCGUAUAUUCAACCCCUACAGCUAAAGCCCAUGUUCGUUCAGUAGGACCUCGGCUUCUUUAGGCCAACACUGCAAACCAAAGACAGGGUGUUUUUUGCCUGCUUUUUCUAUUUGGGGCAAAAACGGGGGCAAUUUACCUCCCAAACUCGUCCUAAUGCAAUUUUUCAGAAAAGCAUAUUUUGAGCGUGGAGCAGAGGACCUUUUAAAAUCACCAUUGCAUUUAGUCUCUUUUAACACCGCUGCCCCCUCCUGCCAAACAAAAAAUUCAAAGCAACCUUUUAAAGCGUUCCAUUAAAAAGGCAUGUACAGUGAGGGAAAAAGUAUUUGUCCCCUGCUUUUUUGUACUUUGCCCCUGACAGAAAUAUCAGUCUAAUUUUUAAGGUAGGGUUAUUUUAACGUGAGGAAAAGAAAACAAAAAAAAAAAUCCGAACCCCAUGCAAAAAUUUUUAAAUUUAUUUUUCAUUUUAUGAGGAAUAAUUUUGAAAACCCCCUGCAAAAAAAUGACUUAACUUGGUCAAAAAACCUUUUUGGGAAUCCAAAGUAGACGUUCCCCCCUUGCGUCUUCCCAACUUUAAGUUUCGAGGGUACGUUUGGCAAAUCGAACCCUCAUCCCUCCCAGAAAUUUUCCUGGAAUUUUGGGGUCGGAACUGGCAGCCACUCCAGGACCUUAAUGUGCUUUCUAGAUUACCACUAAGGUCGUAUGACAAAUCUAAAAAUGGUCGUUAGGAGACCAUUUGGCGGCACAUCAUAAUGGCUUCACACAAUGCUGAGGUGUAACUAUCAGUAAACAGGGCUCUCUUUUUUGAUGUUACCCACCUAAAUGCUCAAAUGUCAUAUAUACGUCAGUAUAUUCUGAAUAACCAGGGGCAUAUAUAUGACAACUCUAUUCUCCUUAUGUAUAGAUCAUCUAUGGGACAAAUGAAGGUCAUCAUCAGCAAUAACCUUAAAAGGAAAACAAUACCAGAAAGUUAAAAUGGAUGCAGUGUGUUUGUUGUUCAUUACAAUGAGGGCUUGCUCUCUCUGUCCGAUACAGCUCCUUCAUUGGGCAUGAUAAUGAGGGGUUAAGCAGUGUGCAGACGGUAAAUCUGCUGGGCUGAGAUUGCUCUUCCAUUGGACUGACUUGGGUCCACUACUGUAAAUCUGUCCCAUCCAGAGACAUAGGGUUGUUUAUCACCCACCGGACCUAGUAAACAUCCUCACCAAACCUGUGUGACGUCACUGAAUCAACCCAACUCAUCACACAGCCACCAUGAUAGCCAGAGAAGAUGUGUGGCAGGAAACAAACAAUUUUAAAUAGAUGUGGUUAUCUGGCCAGAGCAUCCAGAUGUAGAAGCAACUGAACUGAGACGUCAGAGUCUGUGUCAAUGUUGUAUUAGUGAGUGUGUUUGUGGUGUGACUGAAAGAGGAAGGCUGGUACAGUUAAGUGCAUGUAGGAAAAGUCAGAGGGAGAGAGAGAGAGAGAGAGAGAGAGAGAGAGAGAGAGAGAGAGAGGAGAGAGAGAGAGAGAGAGAGAGGUCACACCGAGUGCAGUGCAGUGACCUCAUGGUCAGUGGAGUGAGAUAAUGACAGCACACUCAUGCCAUCUGAUGAGGGGACAGACAUUCUUCUGGUCAUCUAACACAAUAUGGACACUAAUAAAACGUUUCAUAAAGCGCUCCAGUCCAUUUGGUUGUCAGUUAAUUGAGAAAUCCUCAUGUAGGGUAACUUAGGUCACCAUGUGACCUAUAUUGGUGUUUUGGCAACUUAUCCAUGUGGCAGGUUUAAUAUUGGGAAAAUAAUAAUAUAUUAUUAAAAAAAACAUAAAACUAGCAUGCAUAUAGUGGUCUAGAUUCAACACAUGACACUAUGGUCACAGAUGAUCAUAUGAAUAUAGAUUUGAUUGAUUUUGUUGUGGAUUAAUAAAUCAAGAAAACAAAACCUUUUAUUGUCAUAAAUGUUGUUGUUUAUAGCCUAAGUACUAUCACAGAAACCUGCCUACCACCUAUAACAACACACGGCUAAGUUUCAACAUUGAAGGAAGGAUGGAAAAUAGCAGUUAGUCGAUCGAAGAUUUUCGCUCAGGAGGAGAUUUUGUGUGUGAGAGUGACGCGCAACGAGUGAGGAAGGUGUAUGUUGGGGAAAGGGUCACGUUUCUAUCCCAACGUAGCUGCAAAUCUCGACCUGGUACAGACACACCGUUUUCAGUACACAUUUGUUCUAACUAAUGCGGGUGUCGUUAUUUGUAGAGCCAGACAGGCGCUCGUGUGUGGAGCUUUUUAGGAGUUGGGAAUGAUUGGUAAGCACGUUAGAUACUAUUCUUAUUAAUAGGCUUCCUGAAUGAGGACACGGAUGGAUAUCGUGACACUGUCAAAAUGACACGGACUCUCACUCUCCUUGCUUUCCUUUUCACUUUUAUAAAAUGUAAGUAUUUAAUGUAUGUGAAUUUCGAUUGCAUUGUCAGUUCAGUUGACAUUUUUUUUCUCUACAAUGGGUUGUUGUUCUUGUUGUUAUAACUGUACAUCUUCAGGAGGUUAACUUUUGUAAUUCACCAACAGUGCAUGUAAGAAAUUAUUUAAUUUCAUGUUAGCCAAGUUUCCAUGAGUGCAUAAAGGUGUUUAUUUUAUUAUCAGAGAGGAACAUAGUUCAAAAUGUAUUGAUGGCUUAAUUUCAACAAUCAUAUGUCUUAAAUAAAUUAGAUACAAUACUGUCAAGAGAAUAAAACAAUAUUUGUAUUACCCUUUAUUAGGUCGCACAUAGGAGGACAAGCACUGAAGCACAUUCACAGGCUAGUCAGGCAACCUGGCCUCAGAGCAUUUCAUAUAAUUAUUUACUUAAAUCUGACACACUCCAUUUAGUAUGAUAGGUUACGUUUGGUAUGGCAUGCAUUAAUUUGUGGAUGUCCAUCAUCCAUUUAAAAUGAUAUAUUAUGAAUUACAAUUCGUAUGAUAUGUUACGAAUUUGACAAACAUACAAUAUGUUACGAAUCUUCAAAAUGUAUGCUAUGUUAAGAAUUCCAAUUUGUUGUGACUAACGUAGGCUAGGUGGCUAACGCUAAAGUUAGCUAGCUGGCUAAUAUUAGCUAGGCUAGGGGUUAGGGUUAAGGUUAGGAGUUAGGUUAAAGGGUUAGGGGAAGGGUUAGCUAAAAGGGUUAAGGUUAUGGAUAGGGGAAGGGUUAGCUAAAAUGCUAAGUAGUUGCAAAGUAGCUAAAAAGUAGUAAGUAGUUGAAAGUUGCUAAUUAGCUAAAAUGCUUAAGUUGUCUGUGAUGAGAUUCGAACACGUAACCUUUGGGUUGCUAGAUGUUCACAUUAUAUGCCCACCCACCUUUCAUUUUUUGCCUUAAGUAACCUUCUGUCCUAUGUAACCAUACCACACAUAACAUGAGUAUAAUUUGAGUGUACCGGAUUUAAAUUUACUAUGUUACGUCUAGUCUAUGAGACGCGGCUGAGUCAGCUAAUGCAGAGAUACACUACAUGACCAAAAGUAUGUGGACACCUGCUCGUCGAACAUCUCAUUCCAAAAUGAUGGGCAUUAAUAUAGAGUUGUUCCCCCCUUUGCUGCUAUAACAGCCUCCACUCUUCUGGGAAGGCUUUACACUAGAUGUUGGAACAUUGCUGUGGGGACUCGCUUCCAUUCAGCCACAAGAGUAUUAGUGAGGUCGGGCACUGAUGUUGGGCGAUUAGGCCUGGCUCGCAGUCGACGUUCCAAUUCAUCCCAAAGGUGUUCGAUGGGGUUGAGGUCAGGGCUCUGUGCAGGCCAGUCAAGUUCUUCCACACUGAUCUCGACAAACCAUUUCUGUAUGGAGCUCGCUUUGUGCACGGGGGCAUUGUCGUGCUGAAAUAGGAAAGGGCCUUCCCCAAACUGUUGCCACAAAGUUGGAAGCACAGAAUUUUGACAAACUGACUUGUUGGAAAGGUGGCAUCAUAUGACGGUGCCACGUUGAAAGUCACUGAGCUCUUCAGUAAGGCCAUUCUACUGCCAAUGUUUUUCUAUGGAGAUUGCAUGGCUGUGUGCUCUAUUUUAUACACCUGUCAGCAACGGGUGUGGCUGAAGUAGCCAAAUCCACUAAUUUGCAUAUAUAGUGUAUAUUUCAAUUUAAAUGCUCUCUCUUAUCCUGAGUCACUAAGUCAAACCUAUUAUGUUACAGUAACCUUUACAAUCAGUCAGCAAAGAUAGAGGCAUUCUGGGUAUUAUCUUAGAGAACAUGUUGUGUGUGUUCACUGUGCUGUGGUUGGAGGAGGCGUUUGGUUAAAAGGUUUCCAACAAAAGGGUAUCAAAUGGACAUGACCACCUCGGUAAUACUGAUGAAGGAGCUCUGACCGGCCCUUCUCAGGAAGGGAGAGGGAAGUCACUGGGAGAGUAAAGGAUCAUAUAUCACACUUUGCCUAUACAGUACACUGGCCAUUCACAGCACCUUCUUGCAAGCGGAUUUCACGGCUGGGAUAGAUGCUAUGUGUAGCUUUUUACUUGUCCACUCUGUCUUGUUUGGUUCGUUGUCAUAACAUGUAUGGCCUGACAAUAAAGCCAGGGGAACUGGCUAAAGCACACAGACCUGGCUGGUGACCAGUCUGUCUGUGCUCAGUGUGGAGAACCUGGCAGUAAUAUUCUAACCAUACAGUAAUAUUCUAACCAUACAGCUAAAUGCCACAGUGUUCUGUAAUCAGUAGGACCUCUGGCAUGUCUUGAGGGCCAACACUGCAAUCCAGAUGACAGGAUGUUUUUUGCCUGCUGUUUUCUAUUGGGUCAAAAGACAGGGUGCAUUAUUCACCUCCCAAUCUCGUCCUAGAUGCAAUUUUUCAGAAUGCAGUAUUUUGGAGCGUGGAGCAGAGUGACCUUUUUAAAAGUCAACCAUUGCUGAUUCAGUCUCUGUAUUAACACCGCUGCCCUCUCCUGCCAAUCAACAUAAUGUCAACGCAACACUUUUAAAGCGUUGCCAUUAAAAGGCAUGUACAGUGAGGGAAGAAAGUAUUUGAUCCCCUGCUGAUUUUGUACGUUUGCCCACUGACAAAGAAAUGAUCAGUCUAUAAUUUUAAUGGUAGGCUUAUUUGAACAGUGAGAGACAGAAUAACAACAAAAAAAUCCAGAAACACGCAUGUCAAAAAUGUUAUAAAUUGAUUUGCAUUUUAAUGAAGGAAAUAAGUAUUUGACCCCUCUGCAAAACAUGACUUAGUACUUGGUGGCAAAACCCUUGUUGGCAAUCACAGAGGUCAGACGUUCCCACUCUUUGCAGAUCUUCUCCAAGUCAUUAAGGUUUCGAGGCUGACGUUUGGCAACUCGAACCAUCAGCUCCCUCCACAGAUUUUCCAUGGGAUUAAGGUCUGGAGACUGGCUAGGCCACUCCAGGACCUUAAUGUGCUUCUUCUUGAGCCACUCCAUUUGUUGCCUUGGCCGUGUGUUUUCGGUCAUUGUCAUGCUGGAAUAACCCAUCCACGACCCUUUUUCAAUGCCCUGGCUGAGGGAAGGAGGUUCUCACCCAAGAUUUGAUGGUACAUGGCCCUGUCCAUCGUCCCUUUGAUGCAGUGAAGUUGUCCUGUCCCCUUAGCAGAAAAACACCCCCAAAGCAUAAUGUUUCCACCUCCAUGUUUGACGGUGGGGAUGGUGUUCUUGGGGUCAUAGGCAGCAUUCCUCCUCCUCCAAACACGGCGAGUUGAGAUGAUGCCAAAGAGCUCCAUUUUGGUCUCAUCUGACCACAAUACUUUCACCCAGUUCUCCUCUGAAUCAUUCAGAUGUUCAUUGGCAAACUUCAGACGGGCAUGUACAGUGGGGCAAAAAAAUUAUUUACUCAGCCACCAAUUGUGCAAGUUCUCCCACUUAAAAAGAUGAGAGAGGCCUGUAAUUUUCAUCAUAGGUACACGUCAACUAUGACAGACACAUUUUGAGAAAAACAAAUCCAGAAAAUCACAUUGUAGGAUUUUUUAUGAAUUUAUUUGCAAAUUAUGGUGGAAAAUAAGUAUUUGGUCACCUACAAAGAAGCAAGAUUUCUGGCUCUCACAGACCUGUAACUUCUUCUUUAAGAGGCUCCUCUGUCCUCCACUCGUUACCUGUAUUAAUGGCACCUGUUUGAACUUGUUAUCAGUAUAAAAAACACCUGGCCACAACCUCAAACAGUCACACUCCAAACUCCACUAUGGCCAAGACCAAAGAGCUGUCAAAGGACACCAGAAACAAAAUUGUAGACCUGCACCAGGCUGGGAAGACUGAAUCUGCAAUAGGUAAGCAGCUUGGUUUGAAGAAAUCAACUGUGGGAGCAAUUAUUAGGAAAUGGAAGACAUACAAGACCACUGAUAAUCUCCCUCGAUCUGGGGCUCCACGCAAGAUCUCACCCCGUGGGGUCAAAAUGAUCACAAGAACGGUGAGCAAAAAUCCCAGAACCACACGGGGGGACCUAGUGAAUGACCUGCAGAGAGCUGGGACCAAAGUAACAAAGCCUACCAUCAGUAACACACUACGCCGCCAGGGACUCAAAUCCUGCAGUGCCAGACGUGUCCCCCUGCUUAAGCCAGUACAUGUCCAGGCCCGUCUGAAGUUUGCUAGAGUGCAUUUGGAUGAUCCAGAAGAGGAUUGGGAGAAUGUCAUAUGGUCAGAUGAAACCAAAAUAGAACUUUUUGGUAAAAACUCAACUCGUCGUGUUUGGAGGACAAAGAAUGCUGAGUUGCAUCCAAAGAACACCAUACCUACUGUGAAGCAUGGGGGUGGAAACAUCAUGCUUUGGGGCUGUUUUUCUGCAAAGGGACCAGGACGACUGAUCCGUGUAAAGGAAAGAAUGAAUGGGGCCAUGUAUCGUGAGAUUUUGAGUGAAAACCUCCUUCCAUCAGCAAGGGCAUUGAAGAUGAAACGUGGCUGGGUCUUUCAGCAUGACAAUGAUCCCAAACACACCGCCCGGGCAACGAAGGAGUGGCUUCGUAAGAAGCAUUUCAAGGUCCUGUAGUGGCCUAGCCAGUCUCCAGAUCUCAACCCCAUAGAAAAUCUUUGGAGGGAGUUGAAAGUCCGUGUUGCCCAGCGACAGCCCCAAAACAUCACUGCUCUAGAGGAGAUCUGCAUGGAGGAAUGGGCCAAAAUACCAGCAACAGUGUGUGAAAACCUUGUGAAGACUUACAGAAAACGUUUGACCUGUGUCAUUGCCAACAAAGGGUAUGUAACAAAGUAUUGAGAAACUGCAAAUAAAUUCAUAAAAAAUCCUACAAUGUGAUUUUCUGGAUUUUUUUUUCUCAUUUUGUCUGUCAUAGUUGACGUGUACCUAUGAUGAAAAUUACAGGCCUCUCUCAUCUUUUUAAGUGGGAGAACUUGCACAAUUGGUGGCUGACUAAAUACUUUUUUCCCCCACUGUAUAUGUACUUUCUUGAGCAGGGGGACCUUGCGGGCGCUGCAGGAUUUCAGUCCUUCACGGCGUAGUGUGUUACAAAUUUUUUCCUUGGUGACUAUGGUCCCAGCUGCCUUGAGAUCAUUGACAAGAUCCUCCCGUGUAGUUCUGGGCUAAUUCCUCACCAUUCUCAUGAUCAUUGCAACUCCACAAGGUGAGAUUUUGCAUGGAGCCCCAGGCCGAGGGAGAUUGACAGUUCAUUUGUGUUUCUUCCAUUUGCGAAUAAUCGCACCAACUGUUGUCACCUUCUCACCAAGCUGCUUGGCUAUGGUCUUGUAGCCCAUUCCAGCCGUGUGUAGGUCAAUCUUGUCCCUGACAUCCUUGGAGAGCUCUUUGGUCUUGGCCAUGGUGGAGAGUUUGGAAUCUGAUUAAUUGAUUGCUUCUGUGGACAGAUGUCUUUUAUACAGGUAACAAACUGAGAUUAGGAGCACUCCCUUUAAGAGUGUGCUCCUAAUUUCAGCUCGUUACCUGUAUAAAAGACACCUGGGAGCCAGAAAUCUUUCUGAUUGAGAGGGGGUCAAAUACUUAUUUCCCUCAUUAAAAUGCAAAUCAAUUUAUAACAUUUUUGACAUUAAUUUUUCUGGAUUUCUUUGUUGUUAUUCUGUCUCUCACUGUUCAAAUAAAUCUACCAUUAAAAUUAUAGACUGAUCAUUUCUUUGUCAGUGGGCAAACGUACAAAAUCAGCAGGGGAUCAAAUACUUUUUUCCCUCACUGUACAUUCCCCUUUCAAGACCCAAGUUGAUACACACACACACACACACACGCACGCACACACACACACACACACACACACACACACACACACACACACACACACACAUACACACUGUAAUAGCCCUUCUCAGCAGGUAGUGAUUACUAGUUUGAGUGGCCUGCUCUCCCACUGGCCAGUGCCCUUCACCUCUGGGUAAGGAGUGUGGAUGUUUGACAGCAGCCUCCCAGGGCUUUGACAACAUGCCAUCUGUCUUGUAGAGGACCCAUUGUGUUUGAUGGGAGUCCAGCCAAGUGACUGAUGAUAGGGUAGCCAUGGCAACAUGCACCAGUCUAUGAGGGAGUCCUGUUGGACACUCCCGAACUCUCAACUCUACAUGUGGUAAUUGUCUGGCAUAAACUGGCACAUGGGCCUGUCUGAUAAUACACUAUUGGGAAGGGAUCUACAGUCAAAACAUGUAUCUUAUUUUUACCUACCAUAAUAAACGUGAAUCAAUACUAUGCAUGCCUGUCUCCCUUGGCUACAAGUAGAGGAGAGUCUGACUGCAUCACUUCUUGUUUUUAAAAGAAACAAUGUGUUGAAAAUUCAAAAUUGUUUGCAUAGUCAAUUUACACACAGCACUGACACACACACUUACCCACCAGACAUGACACCAGGGGUCUUUUCACAGUCCCCAAAUCCAGAACAAAUUUAAGAAAAUGUACAGUAUUAUAUAGAGCCAUGAUUGCUUCCAUCAAAGGUUGCUCAUGUAAACAGCAAACCUGGUAUAAAAAAAACAGAUAAAGCAACACCUCACUGCUGAAUGCCUCUCCCCUAUUUGACCUAGAUAUUGUGUGUAUGUACUGAUAUGUAGGCUAUGUAACAUUUUAAAUGUAUCUAGUUCUGUCCUUGAGCUGUUCUUCUCGAUUAAUGUUCAGUAUUAUUUUAUGUUUUAUAUUUCGUGUGGACCCCAGGAAUUGUAGCUAUUGCAACAGCUAAUGGGGAUCCUAAUAAAAUACCAAAUAUCAGUGCAACAGUCUUAGCAGCUAUUGUAAAGAUUACUCCAGGGCAUGUACCAUUUGACUAAGCAUUUUUUCCCAAAAUGAUUACUUCUGACUGGGCUACUCAGCUUCUCUCUGCUACUGUAUGUCGGAGCAUUAGUCACUAUAGAGGAGGGCUGAUGGGGGAAGAGAGGGUUGUUGGGGGAAGAGAGAGAGUGGGGGGGUGCUCGCCAUUGUUUUUAAUCAAAGCCCUCUUUACUCCUGACUUGCGCGUCGUUUAUCAAGGAGAAGAAGGUGUGCUGGUUUGGUUCAUGGCUUGGUAUUCAUGGCUGUAGCUCACAUAAGAGAAAAGGCUGAUCAUGUGGCUUUAGGCUCUGGCUCUGCAACAGCAGAAUCAUUAACACUCUACCGAAACAUCUCCCCUCCCAUAUCCCGGAUGUUAAUUAUUCUGCAGAAAGGCUCCAAGGCCCUCAUAUUUUUUACUAUCUAUUUAACACAGCCCAAGCCCUAUCAGACAUGCAUUCUCCCCUGUGGGAGUCUGUCUCGCACUUAAGUAUGCAGUUUGUUUGGAGUGCUAUUAAACACCUCCAGGUACAAGGGUAUAGAAACCAGGAAGUGUCGCAGUAGGUGCUUUGUUCCUAUUUGUCCUGGGUUGGGGAGCUGACAGACUGAAAGACUGCAGAGUCAGCAACACAGUCUUCAUCCAGUCCACACAAGACUAUAAAACAUGCUCCAUUAAACAACAUAAAAAGACUGGCGUGACAGUCCAGCUAUAAAACCAGUGACUAAACACAACAACAGCCAGUGGGUCUUUUUUAUCGCACAGUAAUCUAGUUUUUUCAUUGUCAUAACACAAUUGCAAUAAAGGUAACAACUGUGACUAUUUCCCAUAACUAUCCCCAAAUCACUGUUGACUCUAUCCACAGGUGGCAGCUGUGCGGACUCAGAGGAGCGUCUGAUGAACUGGCUGCUGGGAAAGGAUCGCUACAACAAGCUGAUCCGCCCAGCCGUAAACAGAAACGAGCGCGUCACUGUCAUACUACAGGUGUCCCUGGCCCAACUCAUCAGUGUGGUGAGUCUCAUGAUAGCCGAUCCAUAGAGCCAGUUAGAGUGCCUGAGAUGGAGAGGAGAUGUGGCAGAUGACGGAGACCACAGAGGGAGAGGACAGAGGAAGAGAUGGACAGAGCAGAGGGAGAGGACAGAGGAAGAGAUGGACAGAGCAGAGGGAGAGCAGAAAGGGAGAAGAGAGGGGAGAAAACAGAAAGGGAGAGCAGAGCUCAGAGGAGCCAGUGGCAAACAUUUUAAUUACUUACACAGAUUCUACUGAAAGGCCCUGGCCCUAAUGACAGCAUGGGUAUAGGAUGGAUCUGGCAGGGCUAUGCUCUCCGUCUCUGUCAUGUCCAGAUUGAAACUUCAGCACAUUGCGUUAGAAGGAGCUGUAAAGCUGCCGCAGGAGAGGACGUUGGAAUCCCACACUGAUUUACAGGAUCCUACCCUCCCUUCCUCCCUGCCCUGGCGUGGCCCAGAGAAUAACAGCAGGACACAUACAUCCUCUGUUUAUGGCCUCUUAUUGUCCUCCUCUUCUUUGGUAAUUGAAAUUUUAAUGUCCUGUAAAGUGUAAUGGUAUGAGAAGUGUGAUAUAUUUGUUUUAAAGCAUUGUGCUGCUGCGUGCAGUGGAGGUUUGCACACUCUGCUGCCCACUCCUUUUUAGGGCUGUUCGUUUUGACUUGCUGUUCAGAGUUGAUGCAAGCGCUCUGGGAAUUUAUCAACAGGUCCGACGGCGCUCAGAUGGCAGAUGUGUUCCAGGCGAGGGUGUCAUUUAUCUUAACAAUAGACCCCAUGUGCAGGGAAUUUAUUCAGCGUGAAAACACAUCUCUCACUUUUACUCUCUUCUAAAUCAAGCAUGUGCACUAGAUGUGUGCUGGAGUCUGUAUGUGUGUCUGAGUUGGUGUCAUUAAACAUGCUUUGUGUAUUGUAUAGUAAAUAGUCUGUUUUUAAAUGAAGCUAACACUCCACUACCUUUUUAAUUUCCAGAAUGAAAGAGAGCAGAUUAUGACCACCAACGUUUGGCUCACACAGGUAAGCGGAAGAUUAUGGUCCUAUCCUAUUAAUCAUUCAUUACUCAGUCUGUCCCCUCGUCUAUCUCCAGCUCCAGUGUCCUUCUCACUGAGUCUGAAUUAAAGCAGAACCAUGCUUCUGACUCAGACAAUCCGGAACAGAACAGACUGAUAAUUGUGCACACACCAUUCACCACUUUUCAUUUCAAUGAUAAUUAAGUGUGUCAUUGGGAAUAAUCUGGUGUUGAGAGAGAGUCCUUAUGUGACUGGGUGUGACAGCCAGAACCGUGAAGGUAGCAUAGCAGUUAAUAGCGUUGGGCCAGUAACCGAAAGGUCGCUGGUUCGAAUCCCAGAGUCGACUAGGUGAAAAAUCAGUCUAUGUGCCCUUGAGCAAGGCACUUAACCCUAAUUGCCCAUCUAAAUUGCUCUGGAUUAGAGUGUCUGCAAAAUGACUAAAAUGUAAAAUAUGUAACUUCCUGUCUGUCUUUCCAGCACUGGGAUGACUACAGGCUAUCAUGGGACCCUUCUCAAUAUGAUGGCAUUGACAAGCUUCGUAUUCCUUCCAGACACAUCUGGCUACCUGAUAUUGUGCUCUAUAACAAGUAAGCAUUGUCCAGAUACAUUUUCUAAAUGAUGAACACAUUUUCUCAUGUAAUUUACAGAUCAGUUUCUGUAAUGGAGUCUGACCCUAUCUCUAAUCCUCUCCCCCUACCUCGCUUAUCCCUCUCUCCAUAGUGCGGAUGGAACCUAUGAGGUAACAGUCUUUACCAAUGCCAUUGUCCAGUUCAACGGCAGCAUCUUCUGGCUCCCUCCGGCCAUCUAUAAGAGUGCCUGCAAGAUCGAGGUCAAGCACUUCCCCUUUGACCAGCAGAACUGCACGCUCAAGUUCCGGUCGUGGACCUACGACCACACUGAGCUCGAUCUGGUCCUGAAGUCAGGGGUGGCCAGCAUGGACGACUUCACGCCCAGUGGGGAAUGGGACAUCUUGGCCCUGCCGGGCAGGCGGACGGUUAAUCUUCUGGAUCCUACCUACGUAGAUCUCACCUAUGACUUCAUCAUCAAGAGGAAGCCGCUGUUCUACACCAUCAACCUGAUCAUCCCCUGUGUCCUCAUCACCUCUCUGGCCAUCCUGGUCUUCUACCUGCCAUCUGACUGUGGGGAGAAGAUGACUUUGUGUAUCUCAGUCCUCCUGGCCCUCACUGUGUUCCUCCUCCUGAUCUCCAAGAUCGUCCCUCCCACCUCGCUGGACGUGCCUCUGAUUGGGAAGUACCUGAUGUUCACCAUGGUGCUGGUGACCUUCUCCAUCAUCACCAGUGUGUGUGUGCUCAACGUGCACCACCGCUCCCCCAGCACACACACCAUGCCCUCCUGGGUCAAGGUAGUGUUCCUCAACAAGCUGCCCCAUCUGCUCUUCAUGAGACGCCCCCAGAAUAACUCGGCCCGCCAGCGGCUGCGCCAGCAGAGACGACUCCAAGCUCGCAGGUCCAUACUGGCGGACCUGGGCUACCCUGCCACCGCCACAUCCAAAACAGCCAAAGCUGCCACCGCCAUGUCUUCCUCCUCUGCCUCAGCCUUCUCCUCCCCGGGACACUUUUACAACAAAGUCGCAGCUCCGCUGGGGUACACACACACCUUCAGGAAGGGGGAGGCCUGCUCCACUGAGUUCCUGCCCAACAGCUUCCCCUCCUCCCAGGACCUCCGCCAGAGAGGCAGCCCAGACUGGGGGGGAGAUGUCCAGGAUGCAGUGGACGGGGUCCGCUUCGUGGCUGAUCACAUGAUGGGGGACGACGAUGACCAGAAUGUAAGUGAACCAUGACCAUGUCAAUGGGGUUAGGGUUGUGAAAUGAGCUAGAGAUAUGACUCAAAGCAGUGUUUUUUACCAUUGGUCCUGGAGAGACAUAGCGUGUACAGCCUAGUACUUUAACACCUGUCUCCACUAAUGAUCAUGACCUUGAUCAGCUGGAUCAGUUGUGUAAGUGCUGGGCUAGGACAAAAGCCUGCACACGCUGUGGUCCUCAAAAACCAGGAAUGAAGAGUACUGGGAUGUGAGGUAGUUGAGAAUAAAACCCAGUAAAAUAACCCAGACUGUUGUAAUAGAUUGUUUUCAUAAAUAAAUCUAUGUAAAAGUGAGGUGACCAGGCCUGAAAAAUGGCCACCUUCAAAAACUGCAGAGGAACAGCAGAGGAGAGGGGUGAAAGGGUCAAUAGCUGUUACAAGGUCUGGCUCAGCAAUAUUUAGACUGGUGGUUUCUCAUUGUUUCUUCAUCUUAUAUUACAUUUGCAUCACUUUUUACCUCAUCAAUCACAUAUUAUACUCCACACCCAAUUUUUGCAUGUCACAGGUGUUACUGUAUGAACAUGACAGUAAUCUGAUCAUACCUUGUUCUCUGUGUGGUCCCAGGUGAUUGAGGACUGGAAGUAUGUGGCCAUGGUUGUGGACCGUAUGUUCCUGUGGAUCUUUAUAAUAGUGUGUGUGACUGGAACCCUGGGUCUCUUCCUCCAGCCUCUGUUUCAGCAUUCAAUAGUCCCCAUCCAGCAGCCCAGCUCAGACACACCCCGUACCUGAACCCCCUAAGCUGUAUGGGGAAAUAAGGGUCAUAGCCCAUCAACCAACGCCAUGUGGCCUACAGCAAUACAAGUCUCUAUGCUCUUUCUGUUUCUACUACCUGGUCCUAACAUGACACAUCGGUACAAGGAAGAGUUGACUUUUUCAUGUAGUUGAAGCAGAGCUACAAAGAUGGACUAUAUCCUGUAAAACCAGACUGAAAAUAAAACAUUACCCGGGUGGAGAAAUAACCCAUAUAGUACAGAGAUAUGUCAGAUAUCAUAAAAAUGUCAUAGAAAAUGUACAAAUGUAUAAAAAGGUCAGUGAGUUUGAUUAAAUUCAUUAACACCCAAUAAAGUCUAAAGUGGUGGGGUACUUCAUGAAAUGAUGUUCAGUGUGAUUAAAUAAAAUAGCUUGACUCAGUUAAAGCAAUUUUCAAGUGUAAAUCAGAUUAUUAGGUCACACUGAUAAGAUGGAUAUUGGGCAAAAUCAUGCAGCUCAGAACAUAUAAUGACUCAAGCUAAGGUGUUAUAAAGAGGCCUCCUAACUGAUACACUCCAUAUAUAAAAUGAGUUAGUGUAUGAGUUACAAGUCUAUAACCUGUGAAUUACUGGGGAUAUUCCCCACGGAUGUAUUAUUUUGAUGCAUUAAACAGUUCCAGUUAAAAAAUAUAUUUGUACUGUUUAUUUUGUUAUAUGUUCGUUUCCUGACUAUCCAUGAACAGAAACAUAAAGGCAGAAACAUAAAGGUAGUGAGCCUAAUAGUGAAACAUUGACAGCCACACAAGAAGUUACAUAUUGUGCCAUCUACUGGCCACAUUGUAGAUGCCCACACUGGCAACACAUCCAUUGACAUUGCACUGACUCUCUCUCUCUCGCACACACUGGAGGAAGACGUUUACUGCUCAAUAAAGACUGCUGAGAGGCUCAUUAGAGAUUCUGCAGACUCUUGUGGUUCUUUUGUGAGACAUUUAAAUCAAGAUAACACAUGCAUGAUGCAUUCCAGUGCCAGGAAUGGUUAAGUUGAGUUUUUUUGUUCAAUUCAAUUACAAAAUCAAGUGUUGUUCCUUUAUAUUCAUUUGUAAUUUGUAGGCACUUCAAAGCAGAGUAAUCAUAUUCAUAAGAACCUACCCCUAUACCGAAUGAACAUCAAUAAUGUAUUCAGUCCAAAGAAAACAACACAGGGGUUUUUACCUCAAGAACAACAAGAGGACAUCAUGAGUAAUCACCAAUAUCAGUAUGAGAUGCCACCAGUAAAUUACAUCCUAUUAGUCAAAUGCAUGAAGGCCUGUUUCUGAGGGUGUCCCUGUCAGCUAUAGGUAUCAAUCUCUCCUUUGAUAAAUCGCCAGAGCCCUGUUUAUCACUGACUUUCUGUCACAUCAGCUGCUAAUGACAAGGCAAAGCAGCUUUGUUACUGAUUCAUUAAACAUGUGAAUCUCCUACCUCAACUGAUGAUAUGUGAUUACACUGACAGUUUAAACAUCCCCUGCCUACUGGGGAGUUUAAGGAAUACCACUGACUUCUAGGAAAUGUGCAAGGUGGGUGCUUUUAACCUAAUAACAUAUACAUUUUUUGUGCCAAUAGAGUUUGAAUGAUUGUACCCUUCUAAUAUGCUUACACCUAUCCUAAAGAAUAGCCUCUUUACUAAAUGUGAUCUGUAUCACAUUUGUUGGUCUGUCUUGCCAAUUUUUAUAGUACUGUACCUACAGUAUGUCUUAAUCUUAAUGUUUGUGUUUUUUGUUUUGUCUGAAUUUUGGGGGUGUAAUUACAAUAAUUGUAUUAAAAUAAUUGUAAAUAAUGCUUUAUCUAUACUGCCACACUGGCAUGACAAUAACAUAACACAUCUGCUUUAUCAGCUUGAUAACCACAGAUGUAACAUGUUAACACAGCCCUCAAAAUUAUUUUACAGCAGCAGGCCAUUAUUCUCGCACUCUACCCCUACCUUGGACGACGCUGGACCAAUUGUGCGCCGCCCAUGGGUCUCCCAGUUGCGGCCGGCUGCGAGAGAACCUGGACUCGAACCGGGAUCUCUAGUGGCACAGCCUUAGACCACUGCGCCACUCGGGAGUCAGAUACAGUACUUUCCCCUCAGUUCUAACACUCACAUGGUGUGCCACUUUACAUUAUACAACAGUCUACACCAAAUCAGCAAGGUUUUUUCAGCUGCUUUCACACCUCUGAAUGAAUCAUUGAUUCACUGUCAACAAGGAAUUUCGUUUGAAUUUGUAAACUGAACUCCAGUAACGUCCUCAUACCUCCAAUCAAAUAGUCUUCUAGCCCCACCCAAAUAGAAUUGAACGAUCUGUUAUCGAUUCUGUUGAGUUGAUAGACUGCAUUCUAUAGGCCUAGGCCAGAAAUCAAAUACAUGACGUUCGUUAUUAGUGAUACAUACAGUACUGUGCCUUGCAGAAGUAUUCAUCCCCCUUGGCGUUUUUCCUAUUUUGUUGCAUUACAACCUGUAAUUUAAAUGGAUUUUUAUUUGGAUUUCAUGUAAUGGACAUACACAAAAUAGUCCAAAUUGGUGAAGUGAAAUGAAAAAUAUAACUUGUUUCAAAAAAUUCUAAGAAAUAAAUAACGGAAAAGUGGUGUGUGCAUAUGUAUUCACCCCCUUUGCUAUGAAGCCAAAACCAAUUACCUUCAGAAGUCACAUAAUUAGUUAAAUAAAGUCCACCUGUGUGCAAUCUAAGUGUUACAUGAUCUGUCACAUGAUCUCAGUAUAUACACACCUGUUCUGAAAGGCACCAGAAUCUGCAAUACCACUAAGCAAUGGGCACCACCAAGCAAGCGGCACCAUGAAGACCAAGGAGCUCUCCAAACAGGUCAGGGACAAAGUCAUGGAGAAGUACAGAUCAGGGUUGGGUUAUAAAAAAAAUACACCAUUAAAUCCAUUAUUAAAAAAUUGAAAGAAUAUGGCACCAAAACAAACCUGCCAAGAGAGGGCCGCCCACCAAAACUCACGGACCAGGCAAGGAGGGAAUUAAUCAGAGAGGCAACAAAGAGACCAAAGUUAACCCUGAGGGAGCUGCAAAGCUCCACAGCAGAGAUUGGAGUAUCUGUCCAUAGGACCACUUUAAGCCAUACACUCCACAGGGCUGGGCUUUACGGAAGAGUGGCCAGAAAAAAGCCAUUGCUUAAAGAAAAAAAUAAGCAAACACAUUUGGUGUUCGCCAAAAGGCAUGUGGGAGACUCCCCAAACAUAUGGAAGAAAGUACUCUGGUCAGAUGAGACUACAAUUGAGCUUUUUGGCCAUCAAGGAAAAUGCUAUGUCUGGCGCAAAUUCAACACAACUCAACACCCCGAAAACACCAUCCCCACAGUGAAGCAUGUUGGUGGCAGCAUCAUGCUGUGGGGAUGUUUUUCAUUGGCAGGGACUGGGAAACUGGUCAGAAUUGAAGGAAUGAUGGAUGGCGCUAAAUACAGGGAAAUUCUUGAGGGAAACCUGUUUCAGUCUUCCAGAGAUUUGAGACUGGGACAGAGGUUCACCUUCCAGCAGGACAAUGACCCUAUGCAUACGGCUAAAGCAACACUCAAGUGGUUUAAGGGGAAACAUUUAAAUGUCUUGGAAUGGCCUAGUCAAAGCCCAGACCUCAAUCCAAUUGAGAAUCUGUGGUAUGACUUAAAGAUUGCUGGACACCAGCGGAACCCAUCCAACUUGAAGGAGCUGGAGCAGUUUUGCCUUGAAGAAUGGUCAAAAAUCCCAGUGGCUAGAUGUGCCAAGCUUAUAGAGACAUACCACAAGAGACUUGCAGCUGUAAUUGCUGCAAAAGGUGGCUCUACAAAGUAUUGACUUUGGGGGGGGGGUGAAUAGUUAUGCAUGCUCAAGUUUUCUGUUUUUUUUUGUCUUAUUUCUUGUUUCACAAAAAAAAUAUUUUGCAUCUUCAAAGUGGUAGGUAUGUUGUGCAAAUCAAAUGAUACAACCCCCCCCAAAAAAGCAAUUUAAUUCCGGGUUGUAAGGCAACAAAAUAGAAAAAAUGCCAAGGUGGUGAAUACUUUCGCAAGCCACUGUAUAUACAAACGUCGACUAUGAAAGCAGUCUGAUGGCGAGGUGACUCCAAUUCCUGAAAUUACCUGGCCGUGGGGGUUAAAGUGGCGACGUUAUGAUGGCCGUGGGGGUUAAAGUGGCGACGUUAUGAUUGACUACCGUAGUUUCUCACCCUCUCUCUCCUGCAUCCCUCCCUCACCCCGCGCGCAGUUGGCUCCCCAGCAUCUGUAGCAGCUUGUCGGCACCGCGCGCUUUCAUUACUCCCACUUCCCACUUUCUCUCUUCUUCUGCCUCUUUUUGUCGUUCGUGUCCUGAUAGAUUGAGGAUUCGUUUUCUGAAAUCCUUAACAAUGAACGCCCAAUUUUUCCUCAUUUUUUCCACCUGUUCGUUCUUUCUUUUCCUUUUUUCGGGUGAGUAGCGUAUAGUUUACCUUGAUAUGAGCCCUCUACUUGUUGCUUUUAGUGCAAUCGUACUGUAUUCAAUUCAAGUAAUAUCAUAUACCGAACAUUAUGAUGGCCAAUAAUGACUGAUAAAACGGAGUAUGCUUGCAUGGAUAGCUUAUACUUGGAACGUCUAGAAAGCCCACAAUUAAUAGAAAUUACAUUUUAAAUUAAAGUUAUAGGCCUAUUGUUUUUACAUUUGUUGGCGUGGAUGUCAUUAAUAAGUAGACAGUUUAAAUAUCUGAUUUGUGUGGUUUCCUGAUGUUUUUAGUGAACCUCAAAAUCAGGAGAAGUGAUGUUUUGUUCUUUAUGGGAUAUAGCCUAUGACACUCUCAGCAAAUGCGUUAAUGUUAUAAACCAUUCCCAGAUAUUUGUCGCGCCUAUUUUUUAUUUUAAAUAGUAGGUUCCAUUAAUUGUAUAUAAACCGUUAAUAAAUGGUUGUACAUUUAUUUCGUUUAUUUCAAAAAGCAAAGCAUGUUGCUGACAUUUGAUGUUAGAAUACAAUAAAUACAUCUUCGGUCACUCAGAUGUGUGAUUUCUUUGAUUCCAAGGUAGCCUACUGUCUGAGUCAUUUGUAUUAGGCUACUGUAUGAAAUCUGACCUUCAAAGAAAAUAAUUCCACUCUCCCUGCUUGGCAAUCUAAGCAGGGAAAAAAUUGUCCAACUGAAAACAAAUAAACUAACCUACCUGUUGAAUUGACUCAGGGACGAAAAUAUAGUAUAUAGUUAGAAAAUAGGGACAAUUGAGGAAGUGUCAUUGGCUAAAAAUAAUUAGUCACUCAGGCUCAGUCUACUCUACACCAACAUCAGUCAGAAUACUGAAAGAUGGACUUGUCCACUUCAUCACCAUAGGCUACAAAAGGUGUUUUACCUUAAAGUUUGACUAAUGUUGCCUGUGUCUAACCUUCCACCUCACCUCUCUUAUUCAGGAGGCUCCUGCUCUGAGGCAGAACACAGGUUGUUCUCAGUGAUAUUCUCCAGCUACAAUCAGUACAUCCGCCCAGUGGAGAAUGUGUCUGACCCAGUUAUCGUGCAGUUUGAGGUGUCCAUGUCCCAGCUUGUCAAAGUGGUGAGUGUGUGUGUGUGUGUGUGUGUGUGUGUGUGUGUGUGUGUGUGUGUGUGUGUGUGUGUGAGAGAGAGAGAGAGAGAGAGAGAGAGAGAGAGAGAGAGAGAGAGAGAGAGAGAGAGAGAGAGAGAGAGAGAGAGAUGGUGACUCUGCUGUGCUACUGUGCUGUAUGUCUCCCUGGUGUUUGAGAGGUACACUCUCGGACAGUAGAGCGUAUAUAUCACACAGUACAGUCUGUGAGAGGCCAGGCUCUGACAGGGAGAAACAAAUCAUUCCAUAAAUAACGUAUUGAGCACAGAGCCUCUGUGCAUUCUCUUAAAUGAAUAUGCAUUGAUUCACGGUGAUGAAAGCCCAUGUUGAGAGCAGCAGUGUGUGGGAGGAUGGAGGGGUCUCAACUCAACUAUAUGUGUAUGAUCUCAUAUGAGAGACCAAAGUGAAGAGUUGGGCAUGGUUCGGGUGCUAUCCAGGACACUUGAGAUGUGCCCUGCUGUAAAUGAGACUCUCUGGGGCCAGUGGGUGAUAUCAGCCUGAGCCUGGACCCAACGGAGCAUGUCACAGCGAACGGCUGCGUGGGUGUGUGAUUGGCUAAGAGAAGAUGGGAAAUGUCAGCUCUCUGAUUCCCUCACUCUUCCCAUCUCUGAGCGGACAGCCCCUUUCACUCAAUCACUGCCACUUCAAAUGAGUGCCCCUGGUUUUAAUGCCUGUUUUGGCCGGGGCUCGCUGUAAGGAGAUUGGACGAGGAGAGAGGCAGCUGUUUCGCCAGCCUCAAACUGCCCCAGAGGGGAUUACUUUAAUUACACAAAAAAGGGGAGGGAGGAAGGGUGUCAUUCAAAUGAACAGAUGUAUUAUUAUACCAAAAUACUGGCUGACCCCUUACGUAACAGGGAGCUUAAUGUGCUGGGUUUUGUCACAUAAAAUCACUCAGGGAAGAUUUAACUUACUCUCUGUGUAUACUUCAUAACAUAAAGAAAUAACACAUUUGGGCCACUUUGCGCUACAUCAGACCUUAUACAACUACCAAUGGAAUAACCUGUGUGAUUACUGUAACAGAUAGAAGCUAGGUACAUUCAGUUAAGGAGGACUUAUCCAUGUUUUGUCAUGAUCUGUGUUUAUUAUGGUUCCACAUUGUGAGCAGGUUCUCGUUAAAUAUUGAAUAAAACAGGGCCACCACGAGUCUUUUCCAUUUCAGUAAAUAUCCUCUGUAGAGCUUUCCUUUGGAGGAACUGGGCUGCCAAAGAGAACCUCUCUUUUCUGACACAGAGAUACAGUAUUUCUCAUAUUUCCCUGACCUCAGCCCAUUUAACAGCACAGAAGAGCUUCCUGUUUUGAUGGAUGACCAUUAUUUCCUCCCCACGCCUCACGCUCCUCCAACCCCUCUACAACUGGGAUACUUUAGCCUGCUUAUAGCUGGACUAUUAUCUUAUUUAAAACGCCCAUUCUUCCAGGUGGCUCAGACAUAAUCUCUCAUUUAAAUAAUGUACAGUCAGUGUGCCACUGGUUUCUCAGUCUGCCUGGGACAGACAGGGCUGGCCUUGUUCUGCAACCCCAGAACCACCUGUACUGUAUCAACCUGCAGCAGUCUUCCUCGUCUUAGAGCCAUCACCUGGAGUGUUUCCUGGGAGCUCAUCAGGACACAUGAAUGGUUAAUGUUAUGAGCUGGGUUCUGUCUGUCUGUCGGUCUGUUGGUCUGUAUGUCUGUUGCUGUCUGUCUGGCUGACUGGGAAAAUCUAAAUUGUUUUUGUUCGCCUCCUCUCCUCUGUCCUCAAAGGUAAUUGAGGGGAGGAGGUGAGGAGAGGAUACGUGGAAACAAAUGCACGUAUGAAAUGAGAUUCUCCUUCUACACUCAGGCAAAUUACGUUUACAUGAGUUGAAUCCCUAAAUAAAUGUGUAAAUUGGUCAAACUAAUUAAGAUGGUUGUAGAAAACAUUUUAUAGAUAAGAAGUUAAGUAGUGUAUCAUUUUUAAACGUGUCCGUUCUAAAAAAAAACAGCAGCUGAUUCAAAGGGUGUUUCACAGAUUCUAAAACACUUCCACGCUAGCCACCGAAAGGAUACUUAUGAGUAUCCUCGGUGAGAGGAGGCUAUCGAGGAGUGGAGGACACUUCUCCAUUCAGCUACUAACGAAUUGACACUAUCCUCGACCACUCACCCAUUUAUCGGUUUCUGGGUCAUGGAGGAGAGGAGGACGGAGGACAGACCUUUGCCCAAAUGAGAAUCUCCCUCUCUCUCCUUCUCUCUCUAUUUCUUUAUUUUUCCAUCCUCCCCCCUUCCCUUCCACCUGAGCUGUGACAGUGUCAGAGCUGAGCUGGGGCUCACUUCAGGCCCUAACUGGCACAUUGUGAGAGACAGCCUGCAGCCCGAGGGCCUAGAGGGUGAAGCCAUCAUACAGUGUAUGGUAUGCCUCUGGGCUGGAGGACCCAGGUGUUCCUCUCCUCUCAGUGUAGUGUCCUCCUCCCUGGGUAACUCCAGCCAGGGUUAGACCCAGGACAGAACGCUCUGUUCACCCUGCCUAUCCUGUACGGAAGAUGAUUGCUCCUGACAGAGUGCCCCCUUUCUAACUAUGAAAUAUUCAUACAGUUCAUGACUCUGGUCAACUUGUCCUUCUGAGAGUAAAUUCUUAUUUUCUGUUUCUCAGGAUGAAGUUAAUCAGAUUAUGGAGACGAACCUGUGGCUGAGACAUGUAAGUACAAUCUUAAUCCAUCUCCUACUGUACGUGUAUAUAAAUUACUGUUUAAACAAGGUCACUCCUCUACAUCUACCUGACCUACUAUCAUACAUGAUUCCUGGAGGCCAUAAUGAUAUCUUACAUUAUUCAUCAGGGAUAUGCUUUUAACCCGCCGGGUAUUAACCUUCUGACAGAGGCUUAUGAGCCAUAGGUUUACCCUGCCAUGACUGGGUUACAUUUAUAUUCAGAGAUGAUAUCCAGAGAUGGACUUUAUUAUAAAGAAACCACGAUCAAAACAACAAACCAAAUAAGACGAAAGUGAAGUUCAAUACUGAUAAUGACUAACAGCAACAAGGAAACAAAAACCCACAAAACCAAGGUGAAACCACACAGUAUAAAUAUGGCUCCCAAUCAGAGAUAACGAGCCGACAGCUGACACUCGUUACCUCCGAUUGGGAGUCAUAUGACUAAAUCAACAUCAAAACCAAACAUAGAAAUGAAACAACUAGAUCCCACAUAGAACUACACCCAAAUGAAAAUGACAACCCUGGCUCACUACUAAGAGUCCCGGAGCCAGAACGUCACAGUACCCCCCCCUAAAGGCGCGGACUGCGACCGCGCCUCACAACCCCACAAUAGGGGAGGGCUGGGUGGGUGUUGCUCCCCGGAGGCGGUUCCGGCUCCGGGCUUGACCACCACCCCACUAUAGUUACUACCCGCUUUCUUACCCUCCUCCCAAUGACCACCCUCCACUUAAACCCACCUGGAUUAAGGGGCAGCACCGGACUAAGAGGCAGCACCAGGCUGAGGGACAGCACCGGACUAAGGGGCAGCACUGGACUAAGGGGCAGCACUGGACUAAGGGGCAGCACCUGACUAAAUGGCGGAUCCUGGCUGGCUGGCUCUGGCGGAUCCUGGCUGGACGGCUCUGGCGGAUCCUGGCUGGACGGCUCUGGCGGAUCCUGGCUGGACGGCUCAUGGCUGGCUGACGGAUCUGGCUGCUCAUGGCUGGCUGACGGAUCUGGCUGCUCAUGGCUGGCUGACGGAUCUGGCUGCUCAUGGCUGGCGGAAGGCUCUGGCUGAUCCCGUCUGGCGGAAGGCUCUGGCUGCUCCUGUCUGGCGGAAGGCUCUGGCUGAUCCGGUCUGACGGAAGGCUCUGGCUGCUCCUGUCUGGCGGAAGGCUCUGGCUGAUCCUGUCUGGCGGAAGGCUCUGGCUGAUCCUGUCUGGCGGAAGGCUCUGGCUGAUCCUGUCUGGCGGAAGGCUCUGGCUGAUCCUGUCUGGCGGAGAGCUCUAGCGGCUCCGGUCUGGCGGACGGCUCUGAAGGCUCAUGGCAGACGGGCGGCUUUGCAGGCUCAGUACAGACGGGCAGUUCAGACGGCGUUGGGCAGACGGACAGUUCAGACGGCGUUGGGCAGACGGGCAGUUCAGGCGCCGUUGGGCAGACGGGCAGUUCAGACGGCGUUGGGCAGACGGACAGUUCAGGCGCCGUUGGGCAGACGGGCAGUUCAGACGGCGUUGGGCAGACGGACAGUUCAGGCCCCGUUGGGCAGACGGCAGACUCUGGCCGUCUGAGGCGCACCGUAGGCCUGGUGCGUGGUGCCGGAACUGGAGGUACCGGGCUGAGGACACGCAUCUCAGGGCUAGUGCGGGGAGAAGCAACAGGGCAUGCUUGGCCCUGGGGACGCACCGUAGGCCUGAUGCGUGGUGCCGGAACUGGAGGUACCGGGCUGAGGACACGCAUCUCAGGGCUAGUGCGGGGAGAAGCAACAGGGCAUGCUUGGCCCUGGGGACGCACCGUAGGCCUGAUGCGUGGUGCCGGAACUGGAGGUACCGGGCUGAGGACACGCAUCUCAGGGCUAGUGCGGGGAGAAGCAACAGGGCAUGCUUGGCCCUGGGGACGCACCGUAGGCCUGAUGCGUGGUGCCGGAACUGGAGGUACCGGGCUGAGGACACGCAUCUCAGGGCUAGUGCGGGAAGCAGCAACAGGGCAUGCUUGGCCCUGGGGACGCACAUAAGGCCUAGUGCGGAGAGCAGGAACAGGCCGGGCUGGGCUGGCGACGCGCACCGUAUCUCUGGUGCGAGAGGCCGGAACAGGCCGGGCCGGGCUGGCGAAGCGCACCGUAUCCCUGGUGCGUGGAGUAGGAACAGGCCGGGCUGGGCUGGCGACGCGCACCGUAUCCCUGGUGCGAGUGGCCGGAACAGGCCGGGCCGGGCUGGCGAAGCGCACCGUAUCCCUGGUGCGUGGAGUAGGAACAGGCCGGGCUGAGCUGGCGACGCGCACCGUAUCCCUGGUGCGAGUGGCCGGAACAGGCCGGGCCGGGCUGGCGAAGCGCACCCUAUCCCUGGUGCGUGGAGCAGGAACAGGCCGGGCUGGGCUGGCGACGCGCACCGCAUCCCUGGUGCGAGUGGCCGGAACAGGCCGGGCCGGGCUGGCGUAGCACACCGUGGACCUGGUGCUUGGAGUAGGAACAGGCCGGUCCGUACCGGGAACACACACCACUGGCCUCAACCGAGGAUCAGGAACGGGCCGGACCGGACUGGCAACACACAUCAGUCUUUCACGCCGUGCCACACACACUUCCCUCCCUCUACUCGCCAAUGGCUCCCGUACUCCGUUAGCCUUCUCUCCUUUUCUCCCUGUGGCAGCCUCCUGCUGCCCAGCCGCCCAAGCCAUGUGCCCCCCCCAAAAAUUUUUUUGGGGUUGCCUCCCGUCCUUCCGACGAUGGCCCUGCCGAUGCCGUUGCUCCUCUCGCCGUCGCCUCUCCACCGUCUCGUUCCAUGGUCGGCGAUCCAUACCAUCCAGGAUCUCCUCCCAAGUCCAGGACCCUUUACCGUCCAACAGUUCCUCCCAUGUCCAGACCCUUUGCUCCUGGACGCGCUGCUUGGUCCUUUUAUGGUGGGUUUUUCUGUCACGAUCGUCAAAAGGAGGAGACCAAAGCGCAGCGUGUUGAGCGAACAUCGUAGACUUUAUUAUAAAGAAACCACGAUCAAAACAACAAACCAAAUAAGACGAAAGUGAAGUUCAAUACUGAUAAUGACUAACAGCAACAAGGAAACAAAAACCCACAAAACCAAGGUGAAACCACACAGUAUAAAUAUGGCUCCCAAUCAGAGAUAACGAGCCGACAGCUGACACUCGUUACCUCCGAUUGGGAGUCAUAUGACUAAAUCAACAUCAAAACCAAACAUAGAAAUGAAACAACUAGAUCCCACAUAGAACUACACCCAAAUGAAAAUGACAACCCUGGCUCACUACUAAGAGUCCCGGAGCCAGAACGUCACACUGGGUUACAUUUCUAUCCAGAGAUAAGGUACAGUAUAUGAUCAUAUGGUGUAGGGCUACAGAGAAUACAAGGGACUGUACUGUUGCAUAGCUUGCUGGUUUUGUCAAAUGGUUGACCCCACUUGGUGCUGCUGAUAUUGUCGUGAUACACGCUGAGAUGAGCUCAUUCUGAGGGAAAUUAACCAGAACUGGUUUCCAGGUCUUUAAAUAUCUAGAUCUGUGCUUAACCCUUAUUAAUCUUAUACACGGCCAUCUGUUUGUCAACAUACCUAGAAUAAGGGACUGUGUGUAUAUGGUAACAACCCAGUCACAGUAGAUACAGUCGAGCCAGUCACAAGACGGUUGUGAAGAACCACAUAAUCAAAAAACGUGGCAAUCCGUUUAUUCACUGGUUAAUUAGAUGAAACCGUUAUGGCUUUUUUCUGACCUAAUAGCGAUAAUAUAUAAGUGACACAGGCCUACAGCAGAGAGGUUGUGUCUCCCCUGAGACUUGAUCCAUGACCGUCAGGUCCACAGCUACUGUCCAGACAGGAAGUGCUACAUCCUGUUGCCUCAUUAGGUGAAAUCUUUACAAUGCUCUGUGGUGACUCUCCUGCUGUGUCUUGAUUAGCCUCAGGAGAAUCAAUGGCUGCCCUGGACACAUGCCCUGACUAGCCCAUAAAACACACUAUAUAAACCAUUGUUCAAUUGGCUUUCCCUCAGUUGAUAUAAAGAUUAAUAGGAUUAUUAUAGCCGUAGAUUACUAAUUAACUUACUGGAACAGUGGAGGACACUUAAAAAAUUAAGAGAGGAUAUCUACAGUGCAGCAAGAAAAAAAUAUACAGUGGGGAGAACAAGUAUUUGAUACACUGCCGAUUUUGCAGGUUUUCCUACUUACAAAGCAUGUAGAGGUCUGUAAUUUUUAUCAUAGGUACACUUCAACUGUGAGAGACGGAAUCUAAAACAAAAAUCCAGAAAAUCACAUUGUAUGAUUUUUAAGUAAUUAAUUUGCAUUUUAUUGCAUGACAUAAGUAUUUGAUACAUCAGAAAAGCAGAACUUAAUAUUUGGUACAGAAACCUUUGUUUGCAAUUACAGAGAUCAUACGUUUCCUGUAGGUCUUGACCAGGUUUGCACACACUGCAGCAGGGAUUUUGGCCCACUCCUCCAUACAGACCUUCUCCAGAUCCUUCAGGUUUCGGGGCUGUCGCUGGGCAAUAUGGACUUUCAGCUCCCUCCAAAGAUUUUCUAUUGGGUUCAGGUCUGGAGACUGGCUAGGCCACUCCAGGACCUUGAGAUGCUUCUUACGGAGCCACUCCUUAGUUGCCCUGGCUGUGUGUUUCGGGUCAUUGUCAUGCUGGAAGACCCAGCCACGACCCAUCUUCAAUGCUCUUACUGAGGGAAGGAGGUUGUUGGCCAAGAUCUCGCGAUACAUGGCCCCAUCCAUCCUCCCCUCAAUACGGUGCAGUCGUCCUGUCCCCUUUGCAGAAAAGCAUCCCCAAAGAAUGAUGUUUCCACCUCCAUGCUUCACGGUUUGGAUGGUGUUCUUGGGGUUGUACUCAUCCUUCUUCUUCUCCAAACACGGCGAGUGGAGUUUAGACCAAAAAGCUCUAUUUUUGUCUCAUCAGACCACAUGACCUUCUCCCAUUCCUCCUCUGGAUCAUCCAGAUGGUCAUUGGCAAACUUCAGACGGGCCUGGACAUGCGCUGGCUUGAGCAGGGGGACCUUGCGUGCGCUGCAGGAUUUUAAUCCAUGACGGCGUAGUGUGUUACUAAUGGUUUUCUUUGAGACUGUGGUCCCAGCUCUCUUCAGGUCAUUGACCAGGUCCUGCCGUGUAGUUCUGGGCUGAUCCCUCACCUUCCUCAUGAUCAUUGAUGCCCCACAAGGUGAGAUCUUGCAUGGAGCCCCAGACCGAGGGUGAUUGACCGUCAUCUUGAACUUCUUCCAUUUUCUAAUAAUUGCGCCAACAGUUGUUGCCUUCUCACCAAGCUGCUUGCCUAUUGUCCUGUAGCCCAUCCCAGCCUUGUGCAGGUCUACAAUUUUAUCCCUGAUGUCCUUACACAGCUCUCUGGUCUUGGCCAUUGUGGAGAGGUUGGAGUCUGUUUGAUUGAGUGUGUGGACAGGUGUCUUUUAUACAGGUAACGAGUUCAAACAGGUGCAGUUAAUACAGGUAAUGAGUGGAGAACAGGAGGGCUUCUUAAAGAAAAACUAACAGGUCUGUGAGAGCCGGAAUUCUUACUGGUUGGUAGGUGAUCAAAUACUUAUGUCAUGCAAUAAAAUGCAAAUUAAUUACUUAAAAAUCAUACAAUGUGAUUUUCUGGAUUUUUGUUUUAGAUUCUGUCUCUCACAGUUGAAGUGUACCUAUGAUAAAAAUUACAGGCCUCUACAUGCUUUGUAAGUAGGAAAACCUGCAAAAUCGGCAGUGUAUCAAAUACUUGUUCUCCCCACUGUAUAAAUCUACUCCACAGAAUAAAAGAUAUUCAGCAAAAGGGAUAUGAGCCAUUGAAACUAAGAUAUCUUAAAAUGAUAUCACUGAGACAGAAUGCAUUAGAGAAAAGUACAAUUCCUUGGAUUAGAUCACAAUGGUAAUGAUUGAACUUCAGUCUAAGUUUUUCUGAGAGGGGUAUUUGGCUCAAAGAGACAGUGAUGUUAGCCCUAACAGAGGGAAGGAUACCUUAAAGAUGCGUGUCUGUAUGUCCUCUGAGUCCGUGCUCUGUCCUCUCCUAAAUGAGAAGGUCGCCCCCAGCUGUCAACCUGUGAGAAGACAGAAAGGUCCAAGCUAGUGUACAGGAAAUGACUGCACUAAUACCAGCCAGUAUCUGAAACAGUUUUUUACACUAGCUAUAGGUUUUACUGACAACAAUUGUCAAUGGAUCAAAAAUGUAGAAUGUAGAAUUUGAAAUGUGUGUGGGUUUUAUAAAAGAGUAUUUAUUAUCGAAUGAUAUGUGGCAUCCUGCUACCUCUUCAGAUCUGGAAUGACUACAAACUGAGGUGGGAUCCCAAAAACUUUGGAGGAGUGGAGUUCAUUCGAGUGCCUUCCAGCAGGAUAUGGAAGCCAGAUAUCGUGCUGUACAAUAAGUGAGUUAAACAAGAGUUAUGUCUAGACAUCAAUAUUGAUCCAUGCAGUUGCUAUAAUAAUAUGUAUUGUGCAUAACUGAGUUCAAGGAUUUCUUCUUUGUCACUGAAAUGACAGAGUAGAUGAUACAAAACCAGGACAUGACACUCACAUUUCUUAUGUAAGACCAUCAUAUACUGUAGAUUAUUUAUGUAGCUACUAAAUAUUGUUAAUGGAGUGCAUGUAAAGUCUAUCAGACAGUGUAAUCAAAUGAUGGAGCCUCAGGGCUUCUUUCUGAUUAAUUUAGCUGAGGGACAAUAGUCUGUUGUUUAUUUUACAUCCUUCCAAUGUAAUCUUUAAUGACUCAUCCACCCUCCUCCAUCCCUGUUGUCUGUCUGUCUGUGUCUGUCUGUCUGUCUGUCUGUCUGUCUGUCUGUCUGUCUGUCUGUCUGUCUGUCUGUCUGUCUGUCUGUCUGUCUGUCUGUCUGUCUGUCUGUCUGUCUGUCUGUCUGUCUGUCUGUCCCUCUGUCUAUCUGUCUGUCUGUCCCUCUCUCUCUGUGCCACAGUGCAGUAGGAGAUUUCCAGGUGGAUGAUAAGACCAAGGCCCUGCUUCGCUACAACGGGGAUGUGACCUGGAUCCCUCCAGCCAUCUUCAAGAGCUCCUGCAAGAUCGACGUCACCUACUUCCCCUUCGACUACCAGAACUGCACCAUGAAGUUUGGCUCCUGGACAUACGACAAGGCCAAGAUAGACCUGGUUCUGAUUGGCUCCACCAUCAACCUCCAGGACUUCUGGGAGAGUGGCGAGUGGACGAUCAUCGACGCUCCGGGUUACAAACACGACAUCAAGUACAACUGCUGUGAGGAGAUCUACACAGACAUCACCUACUCUCUGUACAUCAGACGGCUCCCUCUCUUCUACACAAUCAACAUGAUCAUCCCCUGUCUGCUCAUCUCCUUCCUCACUGUGCUGGUGUUCUACCUGCCUUCUGACUGUGGGGAGAAGAUCACCCUCUGUAUCUCCGUCCUCCUCUCCCUCACUGUGUUCCUCCUGGUCAUCACCGAAACCAUCCCGUCUACGUCGCUGGUCAUCCCCCUCAUCGGGGAGUACCUCCUCUUCACCAUGAUCUUCGUCACCCUCUCCAUCGUCAUCACCGUGUUCGUGCUGAACGUGCACUACCGCACACCCAAGACCCACACCAUGCCGUGCUGGGUGCGCAGCAUCUUCCUGGGGCUUCUACCCAGGGUCAUGUUCAUGACCCGGCCGGAGAGGGACCCUGAGAGGCUGCCUGGGCCUGGGGGGGUGGUUCAGCAGCUGAUGCCCCCAGCCUCACGGCCCUGUGUGGUCCACACCACAGGCACCCUGCAGGGGCAGCAGAAGCCCCAGGCUCUGGUCUCCACCGUGGCUGCCAGUGUGCUCCCUAGCCUGGCCCAGCGACAGCGCCUUUUCAUCAGCACGGAGCUCACUAACCUCAAUAACCUUAGCCUUGGUGGUGGUGGUGGUGACUCGGUCAAGGCGGGCUCCAGCUUCCUGUGUCGCGAGGGCCGCUGCAACUGCUGCUGGCGCCAGAGGUCCACCAAGCUGCCCACGGACACGGGAGGAGGGGGCGGAGGGGUGGGGAGCAUCGGGACCCUCAGUGGAGGAGGGGGUGCUGGGAUUGGGGGGGUCAGUGGAGGCGGUGGAGGCGGUGGAAGCUCCUGCUCCAGCUCAGAGUCUCUGGAUGUUAAGCUGAUGACCCUGUCCCCCCACUUCUCGCCAGAGAUCAGGGAGGCCAUGGAAAGUGUAAAGUAUAUCGCCGAAAACAUGAGAAUACAGAACGAAGCCAAGGAGGUAAGUCGAGACGUCGCACAUGUAUAUAAUUCACAAUAGCUAAGAAAGUAUUGAAGGUCUAUAUCUACCAUUUAGUGUCUUUGACAACUGUCUUUCAGGUCCAGGACGACUGGAAGUACGUUGCCAUGGUGAUCGACAGGAUAUUUCUGUGGGUGUUCAUCUUGGUGUGUAUCCUGGGGACCGCUGGGCUCUUUAUCCAGCCCCUCCUAUUGUUCGAU